AUGAACUUCGAGAAAUUCAGCCUCGGGAAAUUCAAUCUACUAUCGAAUUACUCUCCCGCAGAGGCGGACUGGGGCAUAGAAGAACCCAUAGCUCCCCCCAGACCUCGGUUCAGCUCCACAUCUACUUCUGAAUACAGUCAGCCCCACCGCCUUCGAGAGUUAUCAAUAAGAACACCGUCAUUUGCAACCUCGUCAUAUUGCGCUAGUGCUAGUGCUCAUAAGAGAUUACCACCAACAACUGAGAGCUUCCAUAAAUUUAUCAAGAAGUACUUAUCGUUGGAGCAUAGAGAUACCGCUGUGGUGGAGCGAUUCAAGUACAAUUUGGUGGUUUCCAAUCUACUCGAUGCAUCCCUAGUACUUUCAAAAAAUGAGCAGGCGCUUAACAACUUGGUGCAGAUCCGUAAUGAGGUCGACAACACCUUGCACGUGGAAUUGGCUAAAGAAUUCUCCUUCGAUGGAACGACGUUGGAAAUCGUCAACAAGCAAUACAGACUUCGCUUUCCCUCCGCAUACAGUGACCCCCUCCUCCUCCUCAACAUCAUAUCACUUGUGAUUUUCUUGUUGAAGCAGAACUUCCACAUUCGCUCGCAUAUAUCGUAUGCUGGGCGAAUUACCAUAUUCAAGAUGUUGCUCAUCAUGGCUACAAAAUUCAUCAAGUGUAAAAGAGCAAAAACCACUCUCACCGCCUCAAGAAGUUUGCGCAGCCUUGACGACUUUAUGAUUUCUAACUGCAGAAUCAAUAAGUCUCUCAUAACAAGCAUGAUUUCUUUGAAGGAGUUUGAGAUGUUCGCGUUCAUGAAUAAGACGUCCAAAACAGAUUCUACAACCCAAUACUCCAAUGAAUUGAAGAGUCACUUGAAUAUGUUAUUGACAUGUCUCACGAUCAAUAUGCGUCACUCUGUGAGCACUCUCCUUCCGAUGUGCAAUGGAUUGUUAUUGGAGCAGUACUGCUCAAUCAAUAACGUACAGAUGGCCAAUAUAUUCGACCACAACGAAUCCAUUCAAGAGGAGCAGCUCACUUUGGAGAGCCUCAAAGAAAAACUUAAUAAUUUCAAUAACCUUAGACGGUUUUUCAUUUGCCAGCUUCUUACAAUCCAUGACAAUCCCCUACGCAACUUCUUCAUGUUGAAGUUGUACGACGCAUUCCAUAUCGAUGAUUCCGCCAUAUUUCAGCUCAAUAUAACUGACAGACUCACCAAACUUGAGCAAAUCUUCGAGAAUCACACAAAGACCCUAGAUCAGCUUCUUGCGUUGAAUGAGAAAUUUAAACUGUUAAGCAAAUCUUCACCCACUACCGACUAUGCUAAUGAUGAUGUGCUCUCAAGAGGAAAAUCGCCAGUUGAGCAUCGCGACGACGAGCUAUUCUUGCUGGAUACCGAGCUCAAUCUUCGAAAUUUAAUCAACAAACUCACGAGCGUGACUACUAGCCUACAGUAUUUCAGGAAAUACAGUGAGGCAAUAUCAGAUAUAAAUGACUCAGAGGAGUACGAAGAGAAAAUUUCAAUUUUUUCAUCCUUUCAAAGUGAACUCAAAGGCUGUUUAGAACUCUAUAACAUUUGCAAGAGCGAUUACGACGGGGAAUUCAACCGCAGAUUUGUGUCGGCAUACUCCCAGCCAUCUAGUGCAUCAACAUCUCAACGUAAUUCGUUAAACAGCAAUGACCAGUUCAAUCCAAAGAGCUUCCACACUGGGUCGAGCUCGAGGAAAAAAAGGAACUCUUUGCCAAUUAAGGGUGAAACACAUCGCUCAGAGUCUACUUCAAGCAAAGCCAAUAGCUCUCUGGAUAAGAGGUAUAAACGACUCUCUACUGGAUUGCAGCUAGGGCUACUUACUGUCCUCGAGGAGCCGACAAACAACAUUAACUCUAGUGCGUCCGAGCCGUCACCCAGGAUGUCUUCCAAAGAUACCUUCAAGCAUUUUCUGUCUCACGAGGACAACAAUGAGGGAUAUGAUACGUACAAUCAGGCAGCACUUGAUGCCCUCACGCGACGUAAAAACGUUCGCCAUUCCAUCGGGCGAUUUUCUGUCAACUCUCUCAAUUCUAAUAUCUCAGGCAUAACGGAUUUGAUCGCAUCUACUCAAGGAACGGGAGACGAAGAUGAGGGAGAAAUCUCCAAAACUAGUUUAAUAAGUGGCCCGAUGCCUGCGGGAAUCUCGAAAGAGGAACUUAAAAGAAAACUCGAGGAAAGCUUCACCCGAAUUUACAGCUUGGAGAAUGAAAAUAACGAACUUAAACAAAAGAGUAGUCUGCUAGAAGCUCCCGGAGAGCUCGGAGACUCUGAUGGCAUAUUGGAUGGAGAAAGCAUCCCCAACACAGUGGUGGAUCCAACGUUCAUGGCAUCGUUGGAAGAAACCCUCGAUCAAAAGGCAACAUCAAGCUAG
Candidozyma auris is the source of this 2382-nucleotide messenger RNA. RefSeq lists its product as uncharacterized. NCBI's taxonomy places the organism in Eukaryota, Fungi, Ascomycota, Pichiomycetes, Serinales, Metschnikowiaceae. The record is from RefSeq and is a predicted model, not a curated record. The transcript has a single exon. The coding region runs from base 1 to 2382 and encodes 793 amino acids. Gene Ontology annotation, molecular function: myosin binding.